Messenger RNA from Carya illinoinensis, 1595 nucleotides. RefSeq names its product la-related protein 6C-like. Lineage: Eukaryota; Viridiplantae; Streptophyta; Magnoliopsida; Fagales; Juglandaceae. Gene Ontology annotation, biological process: RNA processing. Bases 180 to 1241 code for a protein of 353 amino acids. Gene Ontology annotation, cellular component: nucleus. The transcript has 10 exons. The record is from RefSeq and is a predicted model, not a curated record. Gene Ontology annotation, molecular function: mRNA binding.
CCGUUGAAACAUACGUAGAUGCCCGUAUUUUGGGCGCGAAGCGUGGACUCAACGUGAACAAAUAUAGACAGUUACUAAACCUGAGGUGGGAGAAACGGAGAUAGAAAGAAACAAACCAAGAUUCGAAGACAAAAUCUGAAGUAGAUAGAGAACUGAAAGAAAAGAACAAGAAGAGAACAAUGGGACAAGCACAAAAAACACCAGAGAGAGAGAAGUGCACGAAAAAAACAUACGACGAUAUGUCUUUCAAGUUCAAUGCACGGGCACGUGAAUUUGUCCCAAGAUCAUAUACCCAGAUGCCCGCCUCUGCUUAUUUCUAUCCAGGCUUCAACUUUCUGGGUAGGAGUAUUGGUGGUGGGUCUGAUUGGCUGUUUGUUGGGUACCAAGAGCCACCUGCAUAUUUGAUCUCUAACCCUGAUGUUGUCGCCCCACACUAUCGCACCAAGACCGUUCUCACUGAUGACCUUAAGCAAAAGAUCAUCAAACAGGUGGAAUAUCAAUUCAGCAACAUGAAUCUGCUUGCAAAUGAAUCUUUUGUGAAACACAUGACUGAAGAUCCCAAUGGUUAUGUUCCAAUAUCUGCUAUUGCUUCAGUUAAAAAGAUCAAGUCUCUUGUUAGUAAUAACCCUAUGCUUGCCCAAGCACUGCGGUCCUCUUCAAGGCUUGUUGUAAGUGAUGACGGCAAGAAGGUUAGGCGUAAAGACCCUUUUACUGAGAAAGAGAAAGAGGAGUUGCAGUCUCGUAUUGUUGUGGCAUAUAACUUGCCUGAAGAUCAUCCUCAUCAAAACCUCGAGAAGAUAUUUGGUGUGGUUGGGAGUGUGAAAGCAAUUCAAAUAUGCCACCCCCAUGAAUCCAUUUCAUCUUGCUCCAUUUCAGUCAGUAACAAGCUUCAUGCACUUGUGGAAUAUGAGACCACGGAUAUAGCUCAAAAAGUUCAGAAAUUCAACGAUAAAAGGAAGUGGAGCAAGGGACUACGAGUAAGGUUGCUGCUUAGACGCUCGCCAAAAUCUGUUGUAAAGAACAGAAAGUCCAAGUUUGAUGGCCUUUUAGAGGAGGAAGAGGCACCAUCUCCUCAAGCCACUGGAGAUUCCCGUCAACCAAACAACAGAGAGUCAGUAGACUGCAACGUUGAAGCGAAUUCAGUGGGAUCAAAGAAAGGAUGUGGGGCGUGGAAAAUCCAAGAGGACGAGGUCAAAGCCAUGGUGGGCACGAAUUGCAGCUUGCCCCAAGUCCCCAUUUGAGCACCAGUACUAUUCAGGUUGAAAAAUCUGCCACAUAGGUUUCCAAUUCCAUGGCCAUGGACCCAUAAUGCCGGACGGGACAAGGGGUUUCGCCGAGGGAUGAGGCAAGCCAUUGAGUACCCCUGCUCUAGCUAGUGCGGCUAAGGGGUGAUGGGUGUGGAUUUAUGUUUUUUCGUCUACUAUAGAUUAGUUACUAUAAUAAUAUAUGUGGCUCUGCAUAUACAAUGCCGCAUGGCAACUUUCUCUAUGUAGACAAAAUCUGUAGCAUUAAUGUAUAUUUUGGGUUAGGAUCCGAUUCUGUCUGUAAUUGUUUAAGUUGUUGAAGUAACGCAAUUUAGGGGCACAUUGCAUAUU